Molecule: messenger RNA, 6602 nt
Organism: Salmo salar (Atlantic salmon)
Lineage: Eukaryota; Metazoa; Chordata; Actinopteri; Salmoniformes; Salmonidae
Biological process (GO): negative regulation of DNA-templated transcription
Cellular component (GO): nucleus
Molecular function (GO): metal ion binding; RNA binding
Source: RefSeq, a predicted model, not a curated record
GUAGAACGUGCACUUCGACCAGUACUAGUUCUGAAGGAACGCAGUUGGCAGUGGCAGGUAGGCGGCGACGUAGUGCACACGUGUUCGGAAGUAAGCAAGGAAAACGUAAUGUCGUUCUCUGGUGAGUUGUUUGUUUGGUGACAGCACUGGCUUCGUAAUCGAAAUUAUAUUUUGGGAGUACUUGUCAUGGAAACAUGUUUGUGCUGUUCGCUCGUCUAACAUAUCGAACCGUUUGCAAGUGAAGUGCGCGAGCGUCAAGAUAGAGGGGUGCAGGUGCACGAGCCAACACACGCAUGCAACGUUGUCUGCAGUGAGCAUUAGUACAACAUUGGCUAGCUACUGUUUUAAACCGUUAGCAAGCAACCUGGCUAGCUACUGCAGUAUAUAACUAUGACCUAGACACAUUUUGUAGUGGUCAUGAAUGAAUAACCACUCAUUUCUAUUUGGAGGAGACGAGUAGGCCUACCCGACACAACAGUUUGUCAGCAACAUGGCAUUCACCAGUCUUUUUUCAAGUCUUCCAAACAAAGAAUUUGACACGGCGCCUUGUGAGCCGAGAGAGAGAUUUCAAAGGGAUGAAAGGCAACUGGAACCAGUUAAACUGGAGGAGAACGAAAGGGAUGCCCAGUCCAGUCCAUUGCUAAGGGGUCAGCAGAGUGGCCCCAGGAAGAGGAAAAAAGGGGACCAACAGGAGCAGUGUGGCCAGGCCAAGAAAAGUAAGCUUCAUAAAUGCCCACCACAAUCUUAUAAAGACUUUGACUCUGUGGCCCGAGACUACAACAUGGUGAAGUGUGAUUUCGAGCAACCAGGCUUUGACUUCAGUAGAGACCUGGACUUCUACAGUGAUAGCAAGGAGGGUGCAUCCCCAGGUCAUGCUACAGAGAAGUCAUGUAGGAAGAACAUGAGGCCCGGAGAAGCCAAGGAUCCUGAUCAGAACAAGGAUGUUCAAGGUGAAAACGAGAAGAAAGGACAAGAGCAGAAGAAGCAGCGAUGGGAGCCCCAGCAGCAGAGACUUGACAACCAGGCCAGAGGCAGAGGGGGAAACUCUGCCAGGAGGGGUGGGGAUUUUAGCGGAAUGGGUGGAUGCGGAACUAACCAGCCCAGAGACUUCUCUCACAGGGGUGGAGGUGGUUCCAACAGGGGUGGAGAGUGGAGCAAUAGAGGCCGGGGCUGUGACAAGAGGGGCGGUUUUCUCAGAAGAGGUGAUUGGUCAAAGCGAGGCACUGACCGGUCACGUAGAGGUGAACGACAGUUCCCAAAUGAUGUACGUUUAACACUGGAAACUUUGACUGGAAAGGGGAAGAAGAACAUGACAAAGGAAUUCAAAGACCAGAAUGCUUUGGAGAUUGACGGAAGGUUAAUCUGUCGACAUUUCCUCAGGGGAAAGUGCAUCAAGGGUGAUGACUGCCAGCUAGAACAUGCUCUGGACGUCAACUACUCGAUCAACGAAGUGUGUAAAUUCUACGUCCAGGGAUCCUGUUCGAAAGGAGAGAGCUGCAUAUACAUGCACAAGAGUUUCCCCUGCAAGUUCUUCCAUACUUAUGAGAAGUGCUAUCAAGGAGACCAGUGCAGGUUUUCCCAUGAACCCCUGACUGAGCUUACCAAACAGCUACUGGAGGCAGCAUUGAAGAGGGACAAGGACAUUGAGGAACUGGCUAAAAAGGACAAGCCAAUCAGCAUGGAGGAGCCAGUGGCCACAAAGGAGUCGGUGACCGCUGAGGAGACAAAGCCUGUCAUUGCCAUAUUCCUGAAUCCGCUAAGGCCAAACUUUUACAACAGCUCAUGCCCCUCUGAGCCACAUGGUGAGGAAAGUACCCCCGUGUGUCAGAAUGAAGUGUCAGUUGAGGUCGUGGAGAAGGAAAUUUCCCCUCCUACAGAGUCCGUUCGGUCUCCUGAUCCUCCCCCAAACGCUGGCUUUAAGAAACCGGUUUCUUAUUCAGUUGAGGCUGUGCUUGGGUCCCAUAGGCCCCUUGAAAAACCCUUCCGCAGCUUCUUUGCAGCCUCUAUCAGCCAGACCUCACAGACCCAACCAGAUCCCCCCACAACUACAUUAGUUCCUCCAGACUCUAUCCACCCUCGUGAUCCACCCCUGAACUCUACAUGCGGCAAGAGAAAUGUUCCUUAUUCAGUCGAAGCUGUGCUUGGAUUCCAGAAGCCUGUAGAAAAACCCUUCUGCAGCCAAUUUUCAGGAUCCAUCACCCAGACCUUCACACUCCCCACACAGAUCCAAUCAGAUUCCCCCAGCACUACAUUCGUUUCUCCAGACCCCAUUAGUUCGUCUGAUCCUCGUCUGAAUAAGAGGCAGGCUUCUUAUUCAGUUGAUGCUUUCUCUACGACCCAGAAGCCAGUGAAAAAACCCUUUUGCAGUCUCUUUGCAGGGACGAUCAGCCAGACCUCCACUACACCUCUCAUACAGAACUCUGCUAAUUCUCCAAUCAACACCCUAAAGUCCCACAAGCCUGUGGAUAACCCUGUCACCAGCCUCGUUGCAGGCCCCAUCACCCAGUUCUCUCGCCACUCUGAUAUACAGACCCAGCUAGAUCGUCCUAGCACUACAUUAAAUCCUCCAGACUCCAUUCGGCCCCCUGAUCCUCCUUCAGUCUAUAAGAGGCCGGCUUAUUAUUCAGCUAAAGCUGUGCUUGGAUCUCCUAAACCUUUGAAACCAUCCUUCAGCAGCCUCUUUGCAAGCCCCAUCAGCCAGACAUCUCCCCAACCUUCCACACAGACCCAACCAGAUUCCCCUAGCACUACAUUUGGUCCUUCAGUCUCUGCUCCUCCUGCAGGCUGUAAAAGGCCGGAGUCGUAUUAUGUUACGGCUGUGCUUGAGCCCUAUAAGCCUGUGGAAAAUCCCUUCUGCAGCCUUUUUGCAGGAACCAUCAGCCAGACCAAUAUCGACCCUCCCUCACAGUCCCUAAACUCCCCAGGUUGUAAGGCACCAGCUUCUAAAAAGCCCAUGGGAAAACCCUUCCUUAGCCUCUUUGCAGGCCCCAUCAGCCAGACAACCCUCCCUGACCCUCCCAGACAGACACAACCAAAUCCCCCCAGAACUGCAUUUGGUCCUUCAGACCCCAUUCGGUCUUCUGAGCCUCUUCCAGUAUGCAAGAGACGGACAUCCUCAGUUGAGGCUGUCAGUGAGUCCCAAAAGUCCAUGGAAAAACCAUUCCGUAGCCUCUUUGCCGUCCCGCUCACACAGACCUCCACUUCCGGCCAUCCAACACAGACCCAACCAGAUCCCCCUAGAAAUUUCACUGGUUGUAAUAGACCAGCUUCUGAUUCAGUUGAGGCUAUGCUUGAGACUCAGAAGCCAGUGGGAAAACCCUUUCGCAGCCUCUUUGAGGGCCCCAUCAGCCAGACAACCCUCCCUGACCCUCCAACACAGACCUGGCCUUAUCCCCCAAUAGUCAAGCCUAAACCGGAGGUGCCAGACCCAACACCGCUCACCGAGCCAUCCACAACCCAUUCUGUUCUGAGGACCCUCUUCCUACGCCUGAGCCCAUGCCGCCAGGAGGGGGAGCAGGCGAUCAGUAACGGCUGCAAAGAUCCAGGAGGCGAUGGCCUGUGUUCCCGUGAAGACAAAAUCACCAGAGGAUUUACUUCCACAGGACAGCAGCGGCAGAGCCAAGAGGUGGAGGUUCAUGAGCUGGAGAGUGAGCGAGAGGAGCCGGAGGAGUGCGUUCUGAGAGAUGAGCUGUUGGUGAUUCCAUUAGAACCGUUAGUGCCUUACGUGCCACUCGGUGACCCUCGCCACCAUCGCCAGGCUGAUAUCACCCUGCCACGGUCCACCUUUGCUCGGGACGGGGUGUGGUCCUUUGAAGACCUUGUCCCUCUUCCUCCCCCCUCACUCAAUAACCAGCCGUCUGUCCCUCUGGCCUCCCCCUCUACUGAGAGAACAUCAGGUCCUGCUGUUGGACUGUCCAGCCCUGCAGGACUCAGGCCACAGCCUUCCCCACAGGACUCCAACUCUCAGGAGCAUCUAAUUCCCUCCAGGAAUUCAGGUAGGAGACAGGUCCAGGUGGAUACCCCCGGCAUUCACAACCUUCCAAUCCAAGCGAUGAUACGGCUCACUCGACGUAACACUGAUGUACAAUCAAAUCGACUGUCUGGCAACUGGUGGGCAUUAGGCUUCUAAGGCUGAACCAGCAGAGUGUGUUUUAAUUACAGUGCUUGAAAAAGUAUUUGGCCCACAUCACUUUUUCACAUUUAAGUCUCACAGCCUUGGAUUUUGAUGCAUUAGAUUGGGAACUUUUAUUUGUGAGUCACACUCUUCAGAACCCCCCCCUCCAGUCAGGGCUUCUUCCUUGCCACUCUGCCAUAAAGAUCCUUUUUGUGGAAUGCCUUGGAGAUUGUUGAUACAUCAUCGUCCAUUGCAGCCACUGACUAAUGUAACUCAUUUAGAGUCACAGUUGGCCUCACAGUAGCUUCCGUAAGUGCCUUUCCUGUCCGGCAGCUAAGUUAAGAGUGGGGGCCUGAUCUAGGGAGUGUUGUGGUAGUUUAUUUUUUUCACUCGGACUGCACUGAGCUCAGAGGGACUUUCAGUGACGUUGAAAUGGUUGUGUACCCUUCCCCAGAUUUGUGCUUCUCUAUAAUCACAUCUCUGACUUGCUCCUUCUUUUGAAAGUCUCUAUCAUACUGUGGGACCAUACAGAGAGGCGCUAUUUAUCCUUACAGAUUAAUUUAAGGCAGGUGAUCUAUACAUUUCUUACACAGGUGGAGUCCAACACAUUGUGACUUGUUGAGGAAAUGUAUUGCACCAGAGCAAAUUUAGGCUUUCAAUUACAAAGGGUAUGAAUACCUUUUUUAAUCUGAUUUCCACCAUCUCACACAUUGCACCUGGGCUGCCACCAUGAAGACAUUACAAAAGGCACAUAACUACAAAGUAUUGAUCAUUUUGAUAAUCUCAAAGCACAAGUAAUAAAUCCAGCACAAUUAAAAAAAAAUUUGGACCUUUAUUUAACUAGGCAAGUCAGUUAAAAACAUUCUUAUUUACAAUGACGGAAAAGAGAACCAAAAAGUUGGCCCCCACCCAGCCAACAUGUUGUGCAAUAAUUUGGGAGCCUGGCGCACGGUGGCUGGACUGUCAUACAGCUCCAUGAUUAGGAUAGGACUAUUCAAAACUUAUUGUACAUUGCUUUUUUUUGCUUUUUUUUUUUACACCUUCCAAAAUGUCAUGGUUUGAAUUUGACAACUUUCAGGAUGAAUCAAACUGCAAUUUUAUUAUUCAAUAUAUAUUGUGCCUAAAGGCUCUAAAGCAGUUUUUCUGAUUCAUACUUUUCUAACCCAAAAAUGUCCCUAAAUAUACCAGUUGGUGCUGAAACAGAGAUGAAUAUGCAUAUUUAGAUGGCUAUUUUUCAUUGAUCCAUAUAUUCUGAACACGUUCUCUAUGUAUUCUAGUCUGUCAACAAAUUCUAAUUAAAGCUAUACUGUAUUUAAGGGAUGGCUUAAGAUAAAUGUAUUGAAAACCCUAUUGAAUGACAACUCCACAAGGAAAUCUGUUGGCCAGCAAGUGGGAAGGUUUUCAGCUGUUUAAUUAAGUGUGCCCAAGGAACCCAGGCAUGCAAAGCCCGUUGCACACCUGCAUAAGUUAAGUCUGUAUACCAACUACUGAGAAGUGCAUAGAAAAGGCAUACAUUUCCUAAAUCUGAGUCAGGCCGCUUAGAAAAUGUAUGCCCUUCUCAGUAUAAUGGUUUGAUUAAUCCUGAAAUUUGCCAUUCAGUAGUUCAAUUCAUUAAAUAUUGGAUAUUUACAUUAGAUAAAUGUACUGAAAACCCUAUUGAAUGAAAACUCCAUGAGAAAAUCUGUUGGCCAACAAGUGGGAGGGUUUUGGGUGGUUGAAUUACAUGUAUUCAGUGUGCAUAAGGAAGCAACAUAAGGUAAGUCUGAAUACCAAGUACAUUUCCUAAGUCUGAAUCGGUCUUUUUUUGUUGUUGCUUAGACUACUACUCCUUUAGCCUGCAUCUGACUCCAACACAUCCUGUUUCUCUUUUGGUCCCUCCCCUUCCCCCUCAUUGCUAGCAUGGAAGCCAUUGCUGUCUGAAUGUCAACAAGGAGAAGUUUUGACUCCACUCGGGCUGUGGCUGCUUCUCCAAAGCAUUAGCAUUGACAUUGUUAACCUUAGCAGCGUCAUCUUGCUUACUCUAUUCCCCCUUCAUUCUCGUCAUUAUCAAGGCUUUUUCUCUGGAAGCAUCCCAUCUGAGUAGAAAGGAAAGGGGAAAACAAUGUUGAACAGUUCAACAAUCAAAGUGUUGGUCCUUACAAUGCAGAAGCAAAGGUUCCGUCGCAUCAUUGAUACUCACCAUAUACAUGGCCAUUGUGAUGAUGAUCAGGAGAAAGAGUCCUACUCCAACUCCUGUCCCUAGUAUCAGCUCGCUUUGUGGAUGAAUGAUCAUCUCAGCCUGAACAUCAAUCUGGAGGAAUACAUUUUGAGACCAUCCGUGACGAUAAAACAAGCAUUUUAAAACAACUCUUAUGCAGUAAAUCAGUUUAAUUCCACAAAUUAAUUACCUGUAUUUGGUGGAAGCUUGUAGAAUUAUCCUAAUGAGCAAAGAAAUAUUACAAAAUGUAUGCUUUUGUGAAUCUUUGCUCAAUAAAUAUUUAUCUUUGUU